CUCAUCUCCACGUCUCCUCGACCGUCAACAUGGCCGCCGUUCUACGAGAAUAUAGGAACAAGUCCGUACGUGCACCACAUGAGGUGCUCAAACUAGGCAGGAAACUGCUCCAGACGCACAGUCCGGGUGCGUUGGGUGAUGACCUAUGGCCCUUACUCGAACAGACCUACCUCGCCGCUCUCGACAUGGGCGACACCGCAUUAGCCGGGGAAUUGUUCUCCCAGCUGGACCAGCGGUUCCCGGGCUCGCAGAGAGUGGAGAUGUUGCAGGGGGUGAGGCUGGAGGCGGAUGGAGAACUGGAUACGGCGAGGAGGCUGUAUGAGGAGAUCUUACAGGGGGAAGAGAGUAAUCUUAUAAUCUGGAAACGCCUCAUAACAGUAUACAAACAACUCAACCAAGUACAAAAAGCGAUCGACAGCCUCACCCAGCUAUUGGACGUGUUCUAUAACGACCUCGAGGGUUGGCUGGAGCUCGCGGCCCUCUAUACGGAGAUAUUCCAGUACGACCACGCUCUACAAGCGCUCUCCCACGCCCUCCUCCUCGCGCCGCAAAACCCCUUCCACGCACUCCAAUUCGCGGAAACCGCGUAUACGGGGGGCGAUAUCCCUCUAGCCCUGUCCCAAUUCCUCCGAGUGACAGAGCUCGUCCCUUCCUCUUCAGGGCAGGGGGUGGGACUGAGAGCGUGGCUGGGGGUCAAACAGUGUAUAAGGAGGAUACAGUAUGCGCCUAAGAAGCUUGAAAGCAAGAGUGGAGCGCCGGGGGUGGAGAGACCGGGGUUGGUGGAUGAGUGCGCGACGGAGAGGGUGUUGGAGGCUUAUGACGGGGAGGGGGUUUGUGUAGAGGGGAAGAAGGCGGUGCGGAGGUGGUUGGGUGCGUAAGCGGGGUUGGGGGUAGGGAUGCUAGAUUCAGACGCAUAUGAUACAGAGUACGGGAUACGGGAUAGAGUACGAAGAGCAGUCGAUACCUGGCUAAUGAGUCUUUCUCCUGCCGCUUAAUUUCGUCCGCCCAGUUUUGGGCUUCUUGACCAUCCGCUCUUGCUCCUCCUCUUCCUCCUCUUCCUCGUUCUCUGCAUCUUCCUUCCCUCUCUUUCCCUUCCCCUCCCCUGCUACUUCCC
Messenger RNA from Dacryopinax primogenitus, 1114 nucleotides. Its product is annotated as TPR-like protein. Gene Ontology annotation, cellular component: EMC complex. NCBI's taxonomy places the organism in Eukaryota, Fungi, Basidiomycota, Dacrymycetes, Dacrymycetales, Dacrymycetaceae. The transcript has 4 exons. Bases 30 to 878 code for a protein of 282 amino acids. Gene Ontology annotation, biological process: protein folding in endoplasmic reticulum. Gene Ontology annotation, molecular function: protein binding. The record is from RefSeq and is a predicted model, not a curated record.